UCAAAUCCAGGUGCUCUGCUCAGACGCCAAAGGCGGUCCAUCCAGGCAGCCGCCGCUAAGCUUUGACUGCAGCAAGAAUGGCAAUGUUUGCCGUUCUGCUGCUGCUGGCAGCGCCGCUGCUUCCACCGGCAGCAGCGCAGCGGCCGCCGGGGUGCCGGCGGCAGUGCGGCAACGUGACCGUCCCCUACCCCUUCGGAAUCGGAGCGCGCUGCCACCGUGGCGAGGGCCGUGGGUUCCGGCUCGAGUGCGACGACACGCGCCACCCACCGCGCCUGACCGUGGCCGGCUACGGCCACGAGGUGGUCGCCAUCUCGCUCGCCUCUGCCGAGGCCACCGUGCUGCUCAACGCCAGCCGCGCCUGCUACGACCGCACCUCCGGCUCCGGCCGCGUUCUUGACCGGCGGGAGUACCCCAUGGCCCUCAACGGCAGCGCCUUCCUCUUCUCCUCCAUGAAGAGCAAGUUCGUGGCCAUCGGCUGCCCCGACCUGGCCUACUUCGUGGACGACGGAGGGUACUACGUGACCGGGUGCAUGUCGGUGUGCCGGCCGUCGGAGAGCGCGCUGCCCGGGUCGUGCCGGGGCGGCGACGGGUGCUGCCAGAGCAACAUCCCGCUGGGUCUGGCCUCCUACCGCCCGCACGUCCGCAGCUUCGGCCGGCGCCAGCAGCAGCAGGGAGGGACGUUCCUGGCCAACUCCACGGGCUGCGCCUACGCGUUCAUGGUGGACGCCUGGUGGUUCUGGUACGCCGGCUCCCACUUCAACAGGACGGGCGACUUCGCCGUGCCCGUCGUGCUGGACUGGGCCAUCAGAGGCGCCGGCGCCGGAGACUCCUGCGCCACCGUGCGGGAGAACGCCACCGCCUACGCGUGCCGGAGCGCGCAGAGCGUGUGCCUGGACUCGACCAACGGCCCGGGCUACGUCUGCAAUUGCACCAGCGGCUACGAGGGGAACCCCUAUGUCCUCGGCGGCUGCAACGGCAGCUACCUGUGCACAUGCCCCAAGGGGUGGAGCGGAAACGCUACCGUGCAGGAUGGUUGCCACCAACAAGACAAAUUCACAUUAGCGCUGAAGGCCGUCACAGGUGUAAGCAUAGGCGUGUUCAUGGUGAUCCUGGCGUGCUUCUGGGCACACCUGAGUCUUCAGAAGAGGAGGAUACUCAGAGCGAAGCAGAGGUUCUUCGAGCAGAACGGUGGGCUCCUACUGCAGCAGCACCUGGGUUCACUGGCCAGCUCCGGGGUGGCAUUCAAGAUCUUUUCCGAGGAGGAGAUCAAGAAGGCCACCGGCAACUUCGACGAGGCACGGGUCCUCGGCCGAGGAGGCAACGGUGUGGUCUACAGGGGCGUCCUCCCCGGCGCCGGCGGCUCCACCACCGUUGCCAUCAAGAGGUCCAGGGUGGCGGAUGAGAAGCAGCUCAAGGAGUUCUCCAAGGAGAUGCUGAUCCUCUCGCAGAUCAACCACAGGAACGUCGUGAAGCUGCUCGGAUGCUGCCUCGAGGUCGAGGUGCCCAUGCUCGUCUACGAGUACGUCCCCAACGGCAGCCUCCACCGCUACAUCCACGGCGACGGCAAGGGCCAGGCGCCCUUGCCGCCGGGGGAGCGCCUUCGCGUCGCCGCCGAGUCGGCGCACGCGCUCGCGUACAUGCACUCGUCCGCCUCGCCCCCGAUCCUGCACGGCGACGUCAAGUCCGCAAACAUCCUGCUCGACGGCGAGCUCACCGCCAAGGUCUCCGACUUCGGCGCGUCAAGGCUCGCGCCCGCCGACGAGGCCCAGGUGGCCACGCUUGUCCAGGGAACCUGCGGGUACCUCGACCCGGAGUAUCUGCUCACGUGCCAGCUCACCUGCAAGAGCGACGUGUACAGCUUCGCGGUGGUGCUGCUGGAGCUCCUCACCGGGAGGAAGGCGUUCUGCCCGGACGGGCCCGAGGAGGAUGACACCAGCCUCGCAUUCUCCUUCGUCACGGCUGUGCAGGGGCGACGACACCGGGAGAUCAUGGACGGAAAUGUCAGGGAGGAGCUCGGGGACGAGGUGAUAGACGACGCCGCGGAGCUGGUUAUACGGUGCCUGAGCUUGACCGGUGACGAGAGGCCGACAAUGAAGGAGGUUGCCGACAAGAUCGAGAGAUUGAGAAACUGCGCAUGCACAAAUGCAACCGUAUAGAAAAAAUAUUAGUGGGCAAAUGUUUAACUAUUUUUUUU
Molecule: messenger RNA, 2194 nt
Organism: Triticum aestivum (bread wheat)
Lineage: Eukaryota; Viridiplantae; Streptophyta; Magnoliopsida; Poales; Poaceae
Product: wall-associated receptor kinase 4
Exons: 3
Coding region: 78-2156 (692 amino acids)
Biological process (GO): protein phosphorylation; cell surface receptor signaling pathway
Cellular component (GO): plasma membrane
Molecular function (GO): polysaccharide binding; ATP binding; protein serine/threonine kinase activity
Source: RefSeq, a predicted model, not a curated record